Nannospalax galili (Upper Galilee mountains blind mole rat) is the source of this 1415-nucleotide messenger RNA. It is a transcript of the gene Jdp2, whose product is annotated as Jun dimerization protein 2. NCBI's taxonomy places the organism in Eukaryota, Metazoa, Chordata, Mammalia, Rodentia, Spalacidae. The transcript is spliced from 3 exons. Bases 24 to 515 code for a protein of 163 amino acids. Gene Ontology annotation, cellular component: nucleus. The record is from RefSeq and is a predicted model, not a curated record. Gene Ontology annotation, biological process: regulation of transcription by RNA polymerase II. Gene Ontology annotation, molecular function: DNA-binding transcription factor activity, RNA polymerase II-specific; RNA polymerase II cis-regulatory region sequence-specific DNA binding.
GCUGGCCUGCCACUCCUCCUGCUAUGAUGCCUGGGCAGAUCCCAGACCCUUCAGUGACCGCAGGCUCUCUGCCAGGGCUUGGCCCCCUCAGCGGACUCCCCAGCUCAGCUCUGACUGCAGAGGAGCUGAAAUACGCUGACAUCCGCAACAUUGGGGCCAUGAUCGCACCAUUGCACUUCCUGGAGGUGAAACUGGGCAAGAGGCCCCAACCUGUGAAAAGUGAGCUAGAUGAGGAAGAAGAGCGAAGGAAAAGGCGCCGAGAAAAGAACAAAGUUGCAGCAGCCCGGUGCCGGAACAAGAAGAAGGAGCGCACGGAAUUUCUGCAGCGGGAGUCAGAGAGACUGGAGCUCAUGAAUGCUGAGCUGAAGACCCAAAUCGAGGAGCUGAAGCUGGAGCGGCAACAGCUCAUCCUGAUGCUGAACCGCCACCGCCCCACCUGCAUCGUGCGCACAGACAGCGUCAGGACACCUGAGUCAGAAGGCAACCCGCUGCUGGAGCAGCUGGACAAGAAGUGACUGGAGGCUGGGAGGAGGCAUCAGAGGAGGAGGAUGACAACAACAAGGACAAGAAGGAUAAGGAUGAGGAUGAGGAGGAGGAGGAGGAGGCGGCGGCCAUGGACCCCUCCUUGGUGCAUGACAGACUGUUCGGUGAGGCUCAGCACAGCCAGCCUCCAGUCUGCUCUUUUCUGAAACUCAGCCCAGUCACACAAGAGGAAGAGCAAGCUGAAGAAACCCAGAGGGACCAAGCGCUGAGACCAAAGUUGACCCGUAUGUAGGGGCUGUCCCACUCCAGGGCCCAGCUUGAAGGGCACCUGAACCAGAGAGAUGCCCACACAGGAAGCCUUGUCAGGCACUCCUCUGACCUCUCCACCCAGACCCCCACCUGAGGGACCACUGAGCAGCCAGGAAAAGCCAUGCGUUGCAACCACCAUGCGGCUGAGGAGGAAAUUUAGCUGGACUGCAAUCCACCUGCCCCAGCCCAGCAGAGCUGUGAUAGUCCUGCCGGAAGGCACAGCCUGGCGGCCCUGCUGGAGUUUGCUGUGGCAUUGAGGCGCGGGCGCCCUUCCAAAGCACACACUCAAUGAAUGUUUACAGACUGGCUGUCCUGGCGGGGCUUCCAACUGCACAUUUUUUUUUAUACUUUCUUUUUUAAAUAUUUUUUACAAAAAAGAUUUUAUACAAGCAAUAUAUAUAUGGAUUUCUAUAAUUACUCGAUGUGAUACAGUACAAAUAUGCUAUGAUCUGUUUCUUAUGGACAUUUACCCACCAGUUACGGCCAUUGUGUGUAAUUCCUAAGUACUGUAGACUCUGGGUGUCGGGGGGGUGGCCAGGCAGGUGGGGUGCAUUUCCAUCCUUGUAAAACCUUCCUAGUAUUCAGUCCUGUAUCGCUCAGUAAACAUUGCUCUUAAUUACUCA